Molecule: messenger RNA, 540 nt
Organism: Nannospalax galili (Upper Galilee mountains blind mole rat)
Lineage: Eukaryota; Metazoa; Chordata; Mammalia; Rodentia; Spalacidae
Gene: S100a6
Product: S100 calcium binding protein A6
Exons: 3
Coding region: 74-448 (124 amino acids)
Cellular component (GO): nucleus; cytoplasm; perinuclear region of cytoplasm
Molecular function (GO): S100 protein binding; calcium ion binding
Source: RefSeq, a predicted model, not a curated record
GUGGAGCCGAGAGCGGGCACCGGGUGUGGCUGGGGCGGGACGGGGGGGGGCACUCCCUGCGCCCUCCUCCCGGAUGCUGGCCGCUAUAAGGCCAGCCGGACUGCGACACAUCCCAUCCCCUGACCACUUCUUUCGCUGCUUCGCUGUCUACUGUGAGCUCCCAGCCCAGUCCUCAGUCAUGGCAUGCCCCCUGGAUCAGGCUAUUGGCCUCCUCGUGGCCAUCUUCCACAAGUACUCUGGCAAGGAGGGUGACAAGCACACCCUGAGCAAGAAGGAGCUGAAGGAGCUGAUCCAGAAGGAGCUGACCAUUGGCUCAAAGCUGCAGGAUGCUGAAAUUGCAAGACUGAUGGAUGAUCUGGACCGGAAUAAGGAUCAGGAAGUGAACUUCCAGGAGUAUGUCACCUUCCUGGGGGCCUUGGCCUUGAUCUACAAUGAAGCUCUCAAAUAAAUGGGAAGGCAGAGAUGCCUUCUGGGCGGUUCUCUCAGUCAAAUCCAGUGGUGGGUAAUUGUACAAUAAAUAUUUUGUUUUUGUUAUAUCUA